Messenger RNA from Dermatophagoides pteronyssinus (European house dust mite), 1254 nucleotides. RefSeq lists its product as uncharacterized. The record is from RefSeq and is a predicted model, not a curated record. Lineage: Eukaryota; Metazoa; Arthropoda; Arachnida; Sarcoptiformes; Pyroglyphidae. Gene Ontology annotation, cellular component: extracellular matrix.
UUGGUUUUUUUUUACCUAACCUGGUUGUCGAUAAGUUUCGUUGGAUGGGUAUAUAAAUUGAACACAAAAAAACAAUGACCAAUAUCAUAAUUGAAAAAGUGAAAAACAAAAACAAAAAUGAUGAUGUUAAAAGCAAUCGUUUUAUUUGGCAUUUUGUCUAUCGUUUUGGGCCAGAUGAACAUCGGUACUGGUUCCGGUGGCUUUGUUGGUCAUCGAAUUGUUUCGAGUGGAGGUUUUACUGGUAAUUCUGGUUUGUUAUCAGGUGGUGGAUUUGUUGGUCAUCAAAAUGUUCCAAUGGUUACAAGUGGUGGUUUUGUUGGCCAUCGUAGUAGCAUUCAAUCAUUUCCUUCAAAUGGACGAUUUUUUUAUUCAUCACCAAUUGGAUCAUCCAGAAUCAUGCCAAAUUCAAUUUCAUCAGCUCCAUUUCGAUCAUCGAUUUAUUCACCAGUUCCGAUGAUUGCCACCGCACAACCAUCAAUGCCAGUAUUUCGACGAUUUCGUCGUAGUAUUGAUGGAAUUCGUAAUUAUGAAGGAUCACAAACAGUAUACUAUGGUACUGAACAACAAAGCGUUCAACAACCAAAACAAUUAUCAUCAUCAUCAUCAUCAUAUGGUCAAUCAUCAAUGAGUGGAUAUAAUUAUGGUGCCUCGGUUGAAGCCAAACCAAAACAAUUAUCAUCAUCAUCAUAUGGUCAAUCGUCAAUGAGUGGAUAUAAUUAUGGUGCAUCGGUUGAAGCCAAUCCGAAACAAUUAUCAUCAUCAUCAUCAUAUGGUCAAUCAUCAAUGAGUGGAUAUAAUUAUGAUACAUCGGAUGAAACCAAACCAAAACCAUAUCAAUUUUCAUUACAAAGUCAAGAUGAUGGUACUGGUACUGCUAAUUGGUAUCAACAAGAACAAUCAAAUGGUGAUGGUGUCAUUGUUGGAUCAUAUACUAUUCAAGAUCCUGUAACCGGUACUAUGAGAAUUGUAAAUUAUCGUGCCGAUGAUGAUGGAUUUCAUGCAGAAAUUCAAUCAAAUGAACCAGGUGUUGUUGAUUCUAAUCCGGCUGAUGCAUCCAUACGAACAAUCCAAAACAAUGUUGGUUCAGUUCGUUCGGAUUAUUCCGCUGUUAGUGGUGUAGCCAGUAGCUACAAUAAACCACAACAACAACAACAAUAUAAACAAAAAUCUUAUGGUGUAUCAUCAACUUAUUAAAAAUUGUUUUAUUUGAAUAAUCCAAAAAUCUUUUUUUAUAAUAUUAAAUCGUUCAUUCAU